This is a messenger RNA of Paramecium pentaurelia, 2598 nucleotides long. Lineage: Eukaryota; Ciliophora; Oligohymenophorea; Peniculida; Parameciidae. The record is from the annotation of a GenBank genome assembly.
UAUGAAAUACAACAGUUAAACUAAUCCUCCUUCAAAUUUCCAACACUUUAUGGGAGUUGCUCCAAAUUAGUUCAACUCUAAUGUCAAAGGUUAGGUAAUAUAUUCUUUAUUUAUUUGUUAUAGACAUUGAAUUUAUAAUAACAGAAUCAACAUGAUUAAUCUAGGGUCUCAUAAGUACAAGUUUCCAAGAUUGAAGAGAUCAAUUACUAACAAUACCAUGAAGUUAAUCAUACUAAUAAUGAUAUCCAUUAACACUCUUCUAAAGGCUAGCAUUAUCAUCCUCUAACUAUGCCAUGUAAUUGGGAUUUGGCUAGAAAGCAUGCUUAAUCAAGAAGAACAGCCUUAGAAAAAAAGAAAGACAUUAAUAAAACAACAAAUGGUAUAUUAAUGAUUAAAAUUAAUCAGUUGAAACAUGUCCUUGUUGUGGUUUUGAAGUAGAGAGAGAUGAAAUCCCAUAUUGUUCAAAUCCUAUGGCAUUGUCAUUUCUAGGUUCUGGAUUUACAUUAUUUUACAAUUAUCUCAAAUAUUGCAUAAUAAUCUUAUUCAUAACUUUGAUAACAAAACAGAUUUAUAAUCUUUAUACAAGUUAUGAAGGAUCAUAUUGUAGUCAUGUUAAAAGAGAAAAAAUAGAAGGACACUUUGUAGAAUUACCAAAUUGUUCAGAUUCAUUGUUUUUAAAAUUAUCUUUAGCAAAUAAAUUAGAGUAAAUUUAUAUUUUAAUAACUAGUAAUCGUUAAGCUUUAGAGUAUGUACAAAUCUUAAAUUUUAUCAAUUUAUUUAUUGUUAUGAUUGUCCUUAUUUAUUUUAGAAAAAGCUAGAGAUAGAUAGAUACAACUAUAGAUGAAGAACUAUUGACACCUGCUGAUUAUACAGUUUGUGUCAAAAAUAUUCCUUUAGGAUUAGGAUUAGAUUAUAAAUGGGAAUUGAAACAUAUGUUUGAGACUUGUGCAGUUAUAUCAGAUACAAAACCUAUAGUAGUAAAAAAAGUUGUUUUGGUUUAUGAUAUCGAAGAAAUUAUUGAAAUGGAAAAGCAACUUGAUGAAUUAGUGGAUAGAAAGAAAGAUAUUAUAAAAGAAUAUAAUUAUAAUUUUAAUCAUCCAAAGGUUUUGGAGAUGGAUUAGAAAAUAAAAGAGUUGGAGCAUAAAAUACAUUUGACAGAGAAAGAGUAUGAGAGAGAAAAUAAAAAAUUUGCUGGUAUAGCAUUCAUAUCAUUUGAUGAUGAAAAUAUGAAAAAUUUGGUGUUACAAGAAAAUCAACAUACAUAAUUUGAAAGAAUGAAGUCAUAUUGGAAUAAAGGUAAAUUGGAAGGAUUGUCUGAAAAUGAUUUAUCUUGGCAUGAUCAAAAAUUAUUUAUAGAAUAAGCUCCAGAACCUAAUGAAGUUGAUUGGGAAUUCAUUCAUGUUAAGACUGAAGAAAAGAUUAGCAAGAGAGUUAAGGCUUGGAUAAUUUAUUUAUUAGUUGAAAGUGCAGCAUUCUAUUCAAUAUAUCUAAUAGCACAUAAAGUGGCUAAAUAUGGAGAUGAGGCAAGAGAAGAAGAAAUAUAAGGAAAAUUAGAUCAUGACACAAUGUUGAAAAUAAACAUACUAUCUUUUAUUAUAUCCUUGAGCAUUGUUUUAUUUAAUAAAUUUGCAGUUGCUAAAAUAGUCCAUUAUAUUGUAGAUGAUGAAAAGAUUUCAAGCAAAACUAAAUUUCAAAUAUCAUUUGUAUACAAAUAUGCAUUAGCAUUAUUUUUGAAUGCAGCCAUAAUUAGUUUCUUAGUAGAUAUUGUAAUUUUAAAGAAUGUUGAAGGAGCAGGAGGGUUCUUAUAAAAUGAAAGUUAGAUUUUUAUUCUGAAUGCUGUAUUGCCUCCAUUUAUAUGGUGUGUAGAUCCAUGGAGUUUAUGUAAAAAUAUUUGGAGAUGGUAUAUUGUAAGAAAGGGAGAUAAAGCCUUAUUAACUCAAUAAGAAGCAAAUAAAUUAAUGGAAGAACCAGAUUAUUUAUCAGCCAAAAGGUACUCAGAUAUUAUGAAAACAAUGUGGUUUACUUUCCUAUAUGGUACUGCAAUUCCUUUGGGUACAGUUUGUAGUGCUUUCGGUAUUCUGAUUUACUAUUAUGUUGACUAUUAUAACAUUUUAAGAAGGAGAACAGUGAAGGAGUCAAUUAGCAUAUAAUUAUCAACAGGUAAGUAUAAUUUUAAGUUUAUUAGAGAUGAUAGAGAUGUUGGAAUAUCUAAUAGUGUGGAGUGCAUUUGGAGAAAUGAUCAUGACUUAUGCAUUUUUCAAAGAGAUAAGUUAGAUUGAUGUUUUAUUGAUGGUGAUUGCUAUAAUCUAUGCUUCUUUACCAAUGGAAGACAUCUCAGAAUAUUUGUUCCCGGUAGUCAAUAAUGAAGAAGUAUAAAAUUAUUUCUCAUUUAAUUUAUAGAUUAAAUCAUAUGAUGAAGGAAGUUUGGGAUUUGAUACAGAUUAUGAUAGAGAAAAUCCAGUUACUAGACAUAAGGCUAUCGAAUAAUGGAAUGAAAAAUAAAAAAUGUUAAUCGAUUCAAACCACAAAAUUCAAAAAUACUAUCAAUAAUAAGAUCAAUUUGGAUAUAACAAUGAUGACCAUUAUGGAAGAAGAUGA